GGUGUUUAAAUAUCUGAGAAGCUGCUGAUUGACACAGAGAAGAAAACUGCCGGUGAGGAGGAAUAUUCAUUUUACUAUCUCCACAUUGGGCUGAGGAGUAUAGCAGGACAUACAAGUACCAGCGGAUUUAGGAACACAGGAAAGUCUUUUAUAUUUAUUAAGCUAUUUAUACAAAAAACUACUGAUAUACUUAUGGGUGGCACAGUAUAUAUCAUAACUGCGGUCCUCGUUUUUGGCUGGGGUAGUCAAGCGCUAGAUCUUCUGAAGGCAACACUAAGGGAUCCCCCUGUCACUCCCACAGUGCACUGCUGGUGUUCCAGCUAUCCGAAUGUGACGCUUUGCUCCUGGCCAGAACCUCUUGACUCCCAUUCAACACAUUAUAUCGCCACAUACAGUGAGAGACAGAGUAACACCGAUAUGAAGAUGUGCCACCUGAUCCCACCUGGCUCUUCAUCCUCCGCCCUGGCCACAGUACCACCAUCUUCAUCGUCUGAUCAGCUCUGGCACUGUCACCUACCCAGCCUGAAACUUCUCACUGAAUACAUUCUCAACGUCACGGCAGUUCAUUCCGGGGGAAGCAGCUCUCACAUAACAAGUUUCAUGAUGGAGGAUAUUGUGAAACCAGAUCCUCCUGUAGAUGUCCGAGUUACUUCUCUUACUACCAGAAACCUAUUGGUGGAAUGGUCUCCUCCCCCUACGUGGAAAAGCAUGGACAUCUUCCCUCUGAAGUACCAGCUACUGUACCAGUGGAAAACCAGGGGCACCCCGAAGUCUCUCAAUCUGGGUCCCUUUGAGAACAACAAGGCCGAAUUGAAGGGAUUGAUCUCAGGGAGGACUUACCAGAUCCAGGUGUGUGCUAAGGAGGUGCUGGGCCUGGGGCAGUGCAGCGACUGGAGUUCGCCUGUUAACGUCACAAUACCAACAACAAAACCAUAGGAGCCUCCUCUCACUUUUAUUUUCAUGCACUCCGUUGUAAACUACCAUGAAAGCCAGUGUUAUUAGCUUUAUUUAUGAUCACGUGGACAGUGCAAUUCAGAGUUGUUUUAUUUAUGAUGAAAUGUAUUAAAAAGCAGUGUUGUGUAAAGUACUGAAUCUCAGAGUCAAGUAAAAGUAUAAGU
Fundulus heteroclitus (mummichog) is the source of this 1118-nucleotide messenger RNA. It is a transcript of the gene ebi3, whose product is annotated as Epstein-Barr virus induced 3. Gene Ontology annotation, biological process: immunoglobulin mediated immune response; cytokine-mediated signaling pathway. Gene Ontology annotation, cellular component: external side of plasma membrane; membrane. The transcript has 6 exons. The record is from RefSeq and is a predicted model, not a curated record. NCBI's taxonomy places the organism in Eukaryota, Metazoa, Chordata, Actinopteri, Cyprinodontiformes, Fundulidae. The coding region runs from base 193 to 936 and encodes 247 amino acids. Gene Ontology annotation, molecular function: cytokine receptor activity; protein binding.